Molecule: messenger RNA, 1767 nt
Organism: Grammomys surdaster
Lineage: Eukaryota; Metazoa; Chordata; Mammalia; Rodentia; Muridae
Gene: Adgrd2
Product: adhesion G protein-coupled receptor D2
Exons: 17
Coding region: 1-1767 (588 amino acids)
Biological process (GO): adenylate cyclase-activating G protein-coupled receptor signaling pathway; cell surface receptor signaling pathway
Cellular component (GO): membrane
Molecular function (GO): G protein-coupled receptor activity
Source: RefSeq, a predicted model, not a curated record
AUGGCCGUGGUGAUGAGUGUGCAGCGCCUGGCGUCCCUGCUGAGCUCCGUGCUGACCUCUGCGCAGACUCGAAUCCACAUCAAGCAUCAUCUUGCUGGCCUGGAGGUGCAAAGCCUGCACCUGAGGGAGGCCAGCACUGGAGGGCAUACACUCGCCAUUCCGGGUGGGCAUCCAGAUGGACCAGGCCACAUCCACAUCCCCGCAGGUGAAGUGAGGCGGCUCCUUGGGAAAGACCUUGCUGAAGUCAUGGUCAUCCACACCUGGUUCACCUCAGGAAUCUUCCAGCAUACCCUGGGGGUGCCUAACCUAGAGCUUCAGUCUGCUAAUGGCUCAGAGGAGGCAAGAACGCAGAGGUCCCUAAGCACCCGAGUGGGGUCAGCUAUACUCUCCUCUGAGGUAUGGGACACUGCUGGGGAGGUGAACACAGCUGUGACCUUUCACCUGCAGCACCAGGCCCAGAAGAUUUUAGAGCCUGUCUGUGCUUUUUGGAACUUCAGGGGCUCCUGGGCCACCGCCGGCUGCUUAGUGCUCGCUCUACACCCGGACUCUACCAUCUGCCUCUGCAACCACAGCACCAGCUUUGGCAUCCUGCUGCAGGUGUCUGAAGUCCAGGAAGGUCCUGAAGAGGAGUCGCUGCUGAGGACUCUGUCAUUUGUGGGCUGUGGCGUGUCCCUCUGUGCACUUACUACCACCUUCUUGCUGUUCGUGGUGGCUGGGGUUCCCACUUCUGAGCGGACCACAAUCCACAAGAAUCUUAUUCUUUCCCUGGCCUCUGCUGAGGGCUUCCUCAUGACCAGUGAGUGGGCGAAGACCAACAAGGUGACCUGUGUGGCUGUCACAGUGGUCAUGCAUCUUCUCUUUCUGGUUGCCUUCUCCUGGAUGCUGGCAGAAGGACUGCUGCUUUGGAGCAAGGUGGUAGCCGUGAGCAUGCACCCAGGCCCCAGGAUGAGGCUGUACUACGCUGCAGGCUGGGGCAUUCCUGCGGCCAUCGUGGUCAUCACUCUAGCAUUGCACCCUCAGGACUACGUGGCUUCUGGACACUGCUGGCUCAAUGUUCACACAGAUGCCAUCUGGGCCUUUGUGGGGCCCGUCCUGUUUGUGCUGACUGCCAAUACCUACAUCCUGGUCCGUGUGGUCAUGGUCACUGUUUCCAGCACCCACCGCCGUGCACGCAUGCUGAGCCCACAGCCUGGCCUACAGCAGAAGAUCAGGUUCCAGAUGUGGUCCAUGGUGAAACCGGUGCUAGCCCUGUUACCUGUCCUGGGCCUGACCUGGCUGUUUGGUCUCCUGGUACACAUUAGCCCAACCUGGGCCUACGCUGUUGUGCUUCUCAAUUCCUUCCAGGGCCCAUACAUCUUCCUUGUCUACGCUGCUUACAACGGAGAGGUGCAGAACGCGCUACGGAGGAUGACAGAGAGGAAGGCAGUGGAGGUGCUCAGAGCAGAGCAGGUGCACCGGGCCAAGGGCAUCCAUGGACCCAGGAUCCCCACAGCCUUCUCUUCCAUUACAGAACCCAGGAGACCGGCUGUGGAGCUGACAGCAUUUAGGACUUCAGGCACAGCCGUCUGCGAGAACAAGAGCCACUGCAGCGCCUCUGUGCCUUUGUCUCUGCUGAAUGGGUGCGUUGCUAGGGCUGCUCGUAGCAACGAAGCCGCUUCCACUUCGGCCCCACCUUCCCGACCCCUACCCUGGUUCGAAGAUCCUUGCUUCUUGCCCCCAGCUCCUCCCAACCACGCACUUAAGCCACCUGGGCAAAGGUCCCAGUGA